AAUGAUUCCUGGGUUUUGGAAGCUGUAUUUUCUGAAGACACUGCUGUUUCAAGAGGCAGAGUGCUUUGGUUUCCAUGGAUCUCUCUGUCAGCACCACCCUCCUCUUGACGAUCUCCUGCUGCCUGUGGAAUACAGAAGCCCGAAGUUACAAAUAUGUGCUCACUGUGCCAAAUGGGGGGCCCUGGGGUUCCUGGGGCUCCAGUGAUUUAUGCACCCAGGGCUAUGCUCACGGCUUCUCCCUGAAGGUAGAGGGAGUCCAAGGAGAUGGCGAUGAUACAGCUCUGAAUGGAAUCCGCUUGUACUGUAGCGAUGGCAGAACAAUUGAGUCUACAGUUGGACUAUGGGGAACCUGGACUGAGAUCAAAUAUUGCCCGUCGGGCUACCUGGUUUCUUUUUCUCUGCGAGUGGAGCGACCUCAAGGACAGGGUGAUGAUACAUCAGCCAACAACAUCCAAUUCACCUGCAGUGAUGGUUUUGCCCUACUAGGCUAUGGGCUGAGCUGGGGUAAUUUUGCUGCAUGGAGCCUUCGCUGCCCCUCGUCCGCCAUAUGUGGGAUCCAGACAAAGGUGGAGGGUUACCAGGGCCAUGGUGAUGACACAUCACUCAAUGAUGUGAAGUUCUUCUGCUGUUAAUGGUUGAUAGAUGUUUUCUUUUGUUGUUGUUUAUUCGUUUAGUCGCUUCCGACUUUUUGUGACUUCAUGGACCAGCCCAUGCCAGAGCCUCCUGUCGGUCGUCAACACCCCCAGCUCCCCCAGGGAUGGGUCCGUCACCCCUAGAAUAUCAUCCAUCCACCUUGCCCUUGGUCGGCCCCUCUUCCUUUUGCCCUCCACUCUCCCUAGCAUCAGCACCUUCUCCAGGCUGUCCUGUCUUCUCAUUAUGUGGCCAAAGUAUUUCAGUUUUGCCUUUAAUAUCAUUCCCUCAAGUGAGCAGUCUGGCUUUAUUUCCUGGAGGAUGGACUGGUUUGAUCUUCUUGCAGUCCAAGGCACUCUCAGAAUUUUCCUCCAACACCACAGUUCCAAAGCAUCGAUCUUCCUUCUCUCAGCCUUCCUUAUGGUCCAGCUCUCACAGCCAUAUGUUACUACGGGGAACACCAUUGCUUUAACUUUGCGGACCUUUGUUGUCAGUGUGAUGUCUCUGCUCUUAACUAUUUUAUCGAGAUUGGUCAUUGCUCUUCUCCCAAGGAUUAAGUGUCUUCUGAUUUCCUGACUGCAGUCAGCAUCUGCAGUAAUCUUUGCACCUAGGAAUACAAAGUCUUUCACUGCUUCUACAUUUUCUCCCUCUAUUUGCCAGUUAUCAAUCAAGCUGGUUGCCAUCAUCUUGGUUUUUUUGAGGUUUAGCUGCAAGCCAGCUUUUGCACUUUCUUCUUUCACCUUCAUCAUAAGGCUCCUCAGUUCCUCUUCGCUUUCAGCCAUCAAAGUGGUAUCAUCUGCAUAUCUGAGAUUGUUAAUGUUUCUUCCAGCGAUUUUAACUCCAGCCUUGGAUUCCUCAAGCCCAGCUUGUCGCAUGAUGUGUUCUGCAUACAAGUUGAAUAGGUAGGGUGAGAGUAUACAGCCCUGCCGUACUCCUUUCCCAAUCUUAAACCAGUCCGUUGUUCCGUGGUCUGUUCGUACUGUUGCUACUUGGUCGUUAUACAGAUUCUUCAGGAGGCAGACAAGAUGACUUGGUAUCCCCAUACCACUAAGAACUUGCCACAAUUUGUUAUGGUCCACACAGUCAAAGGCUUUAGAAUAGUCAAUCAAACAGAAAUAGAUGUUUUUCUGAAACUCCCUGGCUUUUUCCAUUAUCCAGCAGAUAUUGGCAAUUUGGUCUCUAGUUCCUCUGCCUUUUCUAAACCCAGCUUGUACAUCUGGCAAUUUUUGCUCCAUGAACUGCUGAAGUCUACCUUGCAGGAUCUUGAGCAUUACCUUACUGGCAUGUGAAAUGAGUGCCACUGUUUGAUAGUUUUAACAUUCUUUAGUGUUCCCCUUUUUUGAUAUGGGGAUAUAAGUUGAUUUUUUCCAAUCUGAUGGCCAUUCCUGUGUUUUCCAAAUUUGCUGGCAUAUAGCAUGCAUUACCUUGACAGCAUCAUCUUGCAAGAUUUUGAACAGUUCAGCUGGGAUGCCGUCAUCUCCUGCUGCCUUGUUAUUAGCAAUGCUUCUUAAGGCCCACUCAACCUCACUCUUCAGGAUGUCUGGCUCUAGCUCACUGACCACACCGUCAAAGCUAUCCCUGAUAUUGUUAUCCUUCCUAUACAGGUCUUCUGUAUAUUCUUGCCACCUUUUCUUGAUCUCUUCUUCUUCUGUUAGGUUCUUGCCAUCUUUGUUUUUGAUCAUACCCAUUUUUGCCUGGAAUUUACCGCCAAUGUUUCUAAUUUUCUGGAAGAGGUCUCUUGUCCUUCCUAUUCUAUUCUCUUCUUCCACUUCCGCCCAUUGCUUGUUUAAAAAUAAUUCCUUAUCUCUUCUGGCUAACCUCUGGAAUUUUGCACUUAAUUGGGCAUAUCUCCCCCUAUCACUGUUGCCUUUUGCUUUCCUUCUUUCUUGGGCUACUUCUAGUGUCUCAGCAGACAGCCAUUUUGCCUUCUUGGUUUUCUCUUUCUUGGGGAUGUAUUUUGUUGCCGCCUCCUGAACAAUGCUGCGAGCUUCUGUCCAGAGUUCUUCCGGGACCCUAUCUACUAAGUCCAGUCCCUUAAAUCUAUUCUUCACCUCCACUGCAUAUUCCUUAGGAAUAUUAGUGAGUUCAUAUCUAGCUGAUCUGUGGGUCUUCCCUAAUCUCUUUAGUCUGAUCCUAAAUUGUGCAAGAAGAAGUUCGUGAUCUGAACUACAGUCAGCUCCAGGUCUUGUUUUUACCGACUAUAUAGAUGUCCGCCACCUUUGUCUGCAAAGGAUGUAGUCAAUCUGAUUUCAGUGUUGUCCAACUGGGGAAGUCCAUGUAUAAAGCCGUCUCUUAGGUUGUUGGAAGAGAGUGUUUGUUAUGCAGAGUGAGUUGUCUUGGCAAAAUUCUAUCAGCCUAUGUCCUGCUUCGUUUUGUUCUCCCAGGCCAUGCUUACCUGUAAUUCCAGGUGUCAUUUGACUGCCCACCUUAGCAUUCCAGUAUCCUGUGAUGAAAAUAACGUCUCUUUUAGGCGUGUUGUCCAGUAGGUGCUGCAGAUCCUCAUAGAACUGCUCUACUUCAGCUUCUUCAGCAUUUGUGGUUGGGGCGUAUAUUUGGAUCACUGUGAUGUUAGAUGGCUUGCCCUGAAUUCGAAUUGAGAUCAUUCUAUCGUUUUUUGGAUUGUAUCCAAGCACUGCUUUAGCCACUUGACUAUUAAUUAUGAAGGCUACUCCAUUUCUUCUGUGGUCCUCUUGUCCACAGUAGUAGAUCUGGUGGUCAUUUGAUGUGAAGUGGCCCAUUCCAGUCCAUUUCAGUUCACUGACGCCCAGAAUGUCUAUCUUUAAUCAUGACAUCUCACCAAUAACCACAUCCAAUUUGCCCUGGCUCAUAGAUCUUACAUUCCAGGUUCCAAUGGUGUGUUGAUCCUUAGAACAUCGGAUUCGCCGUUCACCACCAGCACCGUCGGCCGCUAGCCGUCCUUUCGGCUUUGAGCUAGCUGCGUCAUCACGUCUGGGGCUAGUUGAGCUCAUCCUCUGUUCCUCCCCAGUAGCAUUUUGACCACCUUCCGACCUGGGGGUCUCAUCUUCCGAUGGUAUACCGACAUAUCUCUGGUUGUACUGAUCCAUUUAGUUUUCAGGGCAAGAAUACUGGGAUGGGUUGCCAUUACCUUCCCCAGGGAUCGCAUUUAGUCUGACCUCUCUGUCAUGACCUUCCCGACUUGGGUGGCCCUUCACAGUUUAGCUCAUGGCAUCAUUGAGGUGCUCAAGCUCCAGCACCACGAUAAGGUAAUGAUCCUUUGCUGAAGAGAUGUUUUCUUACCUAACCCUAAAUAUUAUUGAAUGUUAACUUGAGUACAGGGUGUUUUCUCAUGUAUAUAUUGGUCUGAAGUUAUUUACUCUCUUACUGGGCAUCUUUUACUUUGGAGAAUAUAGAACUAUUAAGGGAAAAAAAUUAUGCCAGUUUUGGUUAAGAAUCAAAGAAAGUUGCUGCUAAAAAUAUUUUGAGUCUUUUAUGGCAGCCCUGGUAAGUGGAAGAUGAGGUUCAUGAGAGGUUUGUUUCUUGAACAAAACCUCCAACUGACCAUGAAUUUCCAUGAUCACCUUUCUUUAAAGAGUUACAUAAAAGCUUUUUUCCUCCAAUCCCAUGGCUUUGCACUUCAUGUGAAUUAUUAAUUAAUCAAUUUAUUAAAUUUCUACUCUACACAACU
Messenger RNA from Candoia aspera, 4276 nucleotides. RefSeq names its product vitelline membrane outer layer protein 1-like. Lineage: Eukaryota; Metazoa; Chordata; Lepidosauria; Squamata; Candoiidae. The record is from RefSeq and is a predicted model, not a curated record. The transcript has 3 exons. Bases 75 to 632 code for a protein of 185 amino acids.